CAAUUGUUAGGGUUGCCUCAGGGAUUUCAGAUAACCCUAAGCUCAAAGCACAGGGAAGGCACCCAGAGACAGCUCCACCUGUGCCCCGGGGAGCUGGAGGCGGUGCGGGGGCAGGGGAGGUAUAAAAGGACCAGCCCUGUAGAAGACUGGAGACACUGGGCUCCGGAUCAAGGACAGAGCUUAGACAAGUCACUCCCAGCUCUCUCAUCUGGCAGUCCUUGAGCCACUGUCACCGUGAUGGGAGCCUGGCUCCUUUCCCUGAUAACUGUGCUGCUGUCUUUAGCCCUGGAAACUGCUGGACAAGGCGAAAGAAUUAUAGAUGGCUACAAAUGUAAAGAAGGCUCGAAACCAUGGCAGGUGGCUCUUCUCAAAGACGGUCAGCUUCACUGUGGAGGGGUGCUGGUGGACGAAUACUGGGUGCUCACAGCAGCCCACUGCAAAAUGGGUCAGUACCAAGUGCAUCUGGGCAGUGAUAAAAUAGGGGAUCAGAGUGCCCAGAAGAUCAAGGCUACAAAGUCAUUCCGACACCCUGGCUACUCCACAAAGACCCACGUCAAUGACAUCAUGCUUGUGAGGAUGGACAAGCCAGUCAAGAUGUCAUCCAACGUGCAGAAAGUCAAGCUUCCUGAUCACUGUGAACCCCCAGGGACAAUGUGCACCGUCUCUGGAUGGGGCACCACCACCAGCCCAGACGUGACCUUUCCCUCGGAUCUUAUGUGCUCGGACGUGAAGCUCAUCUCCUCUAAGGAGUGCAAGAAGGUGUACAAGGACCUGCUGGGGAAAACCAUGCUGUGCGCUGGCAUUCCUGACUCGAAGACUAACACGUGCAAUGGUGACUCAGGGGGGCCCUUGGUGUGCAAUGAUACCCUUCAAGGUCUGGUAUCCUGGGGAACCUACCCUUGUGGCCAGCCCAACGACCCAGGCGUCUACACUCAAGUCUGCAAGUACAAACGGUGGCUGGAUGAGACCAUAAAAACCUAUCGCUAACAUGCCAGGAGCCGAGCUGUGAGCCUUCAAAGUUAUGAUCAUGGAGUAAGGACAUCGUGGCAGCCCUGUAAAGUCCUGUAUAGCUUUACCUUUCCUCCAGGACAUAGCCAAACCUCAACACUAUGUUAAGUUUAUAAACCAGUCAGAAUCCCAGAGACCUAAAAGCAAAUCAAGACAAACGACUAAGAAACCGGGCUGUGGAAGACACCAGAAGGCUAAAGCUUUCCAUUGCAAGAGCUGGGGGGAUUCCUACAGUCCUUUGUUGGAAAGUAGCUGGUAACUGUGAGACCUUCAUGCACUGCCUUUGACUCAGGCCAUCCAUUCCUACAGAGUUCUUUUUUUUUUUUUUUUUUUUUUUAAAUUGAACCAAGUUUGGAUUCAUUACAGUACUUAUUGUAGAGGAAGGAAAGAAUGGAAACUGUUAGCAUGUUCAAAAUAGUAGAUUAUUUAAAUGGGAGUUCUAUUUCUCUCAUUAUGAAGUUGUGAGAAAUAAUGCCUAAGCUGUAAUGCUUAGCCUUAUGCAAGAGAGACUUUUGUUGUAUGAUGUUUAGUGGGAACAUGGGCUGGACAUGUCAAGUAAAUACUGAUGAGACAGAAUAAAAAAAUCUAAGUGAUCUAA
Molecule: messenger RNA, 1606 nt
Organism: Mastomys coucha (southern multimammate mouse)
Lineage: Eukaryota; Metazoa; Chordata; Mammalia; Rodentia; Muridae
Gene: Klk7
Product: kallikrein related peptidase 7
Exons: 6
Coding region: 238-987 (249 amino acids)
Biological process (GO): positive regulation of antibacterial peptide production; proteolysis
Molecular function (GO): serine-type endopeptidase activity
Source: RefSeq, a predicted model, not a curated record